Messenger RNA from Dermatophagoides pteronyssinus (European house dust mite), 892 nucleotides. RefSeq lists its product as uncharacterized. The record is from RefSeq and is a predicted model, not a curated record. NCBI's taxonomy places the organism in Eukaryota, Metazoa, Arthropoda, Arachnida, Sarcoptiformes, Pyroglyphidae.
AUGUGUAAAACAUUAUUGAUGAUACAAUUAAGUCGUAUUUGGAUAAUAUUAUUAACAUUAAUAUUUAUAAUAUUAACACAAAUGCAAAUAUUUCAUUUAAAUCUAAUACCAUGGCCAAAUUAUCAUUCAUUAGUUGCAAUAAUAUUGGAUUUAGUUUUGUUGAUUGGUUUGAUUGCAUCUAUUAUACAACAUUUAAAAAUGUUAAUAUUUUUUAGCUGGUUAUUAGCAUUAACAUUUUUGCUCAUAUUUUUUGGCAAUACUGUUUCAUCUCAAUAUCAAAGUGAUCUUAUUGGUAUGUACUAUUUGUUGGUUAUAUGUAUAUUAUCAUUUACUGAUGCUAUAUGCAUAAUUAAAUACCGUAUGCCUUGUGAAGAAUCUGCUCAUCAUUAUCAUCAUUUAAAUCAUUAUCCUCUUGGAUUAUUACAUAAUAAUAAUCCAUUAUCCACAACAACUACAAAUAAAUGCUCACCACAUCAACAUCAACGACAACAAACGAUUAUCGCUGAUUCAACAUUAUUACCAUUACCGCCAUUACCAUUAUCAACAUCAUCGCCAUCAACAAUAAAACAACAACAACAACAUGGUACACAUUCAUAUCCACCAACACCACCACCGCCACCUUUUUCCAAAUCACAUCCGCAUCAUUCGCAUACUCAUCAUACGCAUCGUAUAAAAACAUCAUCAUCAUCAAAUAUAGCAUCACCAUCAUCACCCCCACCAUUACAUUUAUUACCAUCAUCAUUAUUAUCAUCAACAUCGGCACUUAAUAAAAGCCAUUGUUAUGUGCCUAAAAAUGAUCCACAAUUUCAUGCUGUUUGAAUGAAAUUGUUAUUGUUGUUAUUUUUUUCCCUUGUAAAAUAAAAUACAAUUAAAAAUUCAAAUUUAAAUUCAA